GUAUAAGAGAAUAAAUGUACUGCCCUUUCCCUAAUAAAGAAAUAAAGUCCGAAAUGUCACUUAAUCAAGCUUUAAAUUUCAAAUAUCAAUGAUGUAUAGUGCUAUCAUUGUCAUUUACCGAGUUUUCAAGUGAAUCUGUAACCAGACACACUAAUUGUUUUGGGCUACCUGUGCUGUAGUGAAUGGAAUUUGGUCUCCAUGGCAAUCUUGGAGCAAUUGCAGUGUAUCAUGUGGCGAGGGAACUAGGCUGCGAAUGCGAAGCUGCACCAGUCCACCUCCUCUAUGGGGAGGCAAUUACUGCAACAAUACCAACAUCUCUGUUGCGGUCUGUGCGGAAAUGACGUGCCAAGGAAUCAAGUCAUUCAUGACAAAAGAAGCGAUUGGUGUUUCUUCUGGAUGUACCCUUCUACUGUUAAUAGCAAUUAUAGCAGCUGUUUUGAUUUUAAGAAGGCGCAAAAUGCUACAGAAAUCUAUGAUGGAUAUAUCUGACCAAUGGGAAAUCAAAGGAGAACAAAUCGAGUUGCUAGAGGUACUCGGACAAGGAGAGUUUGGAAUGGUUUAUAAAGGAAUAUUUACUCCAAUUUCAAAUAAAAAGCAUUUGAAGAAACGAGGAAAGAGCGUUCUAAGGAAAACUUUUCGAAGAAAAGUUGGAGAUAAACCUAAGAAGAUUGUGGCAGUCAAGCUUUUACAUGAGUCAGCCAAUGAGGAUCAAAGGAAGGAGUUUAUGGAUGAAAUCAAAUUAAUGAAGGAAAUAGGAGUCCAUAUUAACAUCGUCAACAUGCUUGGAUGUCGUACAAUCAGUGAGCCACUGUACCUUGUGGUAGAGCUGGUACCUUAUGGAGAUCUUCUUAAUUUCUUGAGGAACAGACGCGAACAGCUUUUGAAGCUUUUGAAGGAAUGUAAGACGUCGAUAUACAGCGCGUACUACGAUAACAUGGACGGAAGAAAAUACAGAAGAAUGAGCGAUGAGAUUGACAGUAGAAAUGAUCGGCAGAGUUGUACUAUUGUAAGCUAUCGUCGCGGAGGAAGUGACGAUGAAGAUCAUGUUCAUAUAGAAACGAGUAAUGACGCAGUGGUUGAUGGGAACUCUCUACACCCUACUGACCUGCUUGCAUUUAGCUGGCAAAUCGCAAAGGGCAUGGAAUAUUUAUCGAUGAAAAAAAUUGUUCAUAGAGACUUGGCAGCACGAAAUAUAUUGGUUGGAGAAAAAAAGAUUGUCAAAGUAGCAGAUUUUGGCCUUUCACGUAAUGUUUACGACAAUUCUAUUUACUGCACACAAAGGCGAAGAAAGUUGCCUAUCAAGUGGAUGGCACCAGAAUCGCUGUACGACCAAGUCUUCACAACCAGCAGUGAUGUAUGGUCGUAUGGAGUUGUGUUAUGGGAAAUCGCAACGUUAGGAGCCAACCCGUAUCCAACAAUUAGUAAUCACAGAAUUCUGAAAAUGCUGAAAAAUGGACACAGAUUGAGUCGACCAGAUUUCUGUACAGAUGAAAUGUAUGACAUGAUGAACAGCUGCUGGCAGGAUAAACCAGAAAUGCGUCCUUCAUUUUACAAGAUUCGCUCCUCUCUUGAGCAAAUAAUGUUGGAGGAAAGUCCAUAUUUAGAACUGUGUGAUGAGAUGCAAGCCCAGUCUUAUCAGUUUCCGAGCGUAGACAUGGAUGAGAGCGACGAGGAGUUUGAUAUUGGUGAUAUACAUGUUACAGUAGGCGCUGCUACUUCGUCUAACUGUUUAACGACUUCAUUAUAGUUUCAGUGAAAUAUGAUGAAAAUCUUGCGGAAUCUUGAUGAUAAAGUCUGCAUGUGCGCACAAGAUCACAGGAAUGCAAACAGCAACAUUAAUAUAAGGAGAUCAUAGACUUGCAAUAAAAGUCAUUCUUUUUCGGAAAGAAACGACAUCAAAAGCCAUAGUCAAAAACAAAUAUUCCUAUGAAUCAAGCUGGUUGUAAUUUUACAAUUGGUUUCGAUAAAAAAUAUUAGCAAGCGACUUGCACAUUUGGUAGAUAUCAAGGGCAAAACCACGAUAAAACUAGACAAAAAGAUUAAUAUGACGUCAUUUGUUAUGUCCUGAUGUGACGUCAUAGCAUGACUCUUCAAGAUUUGCUCCUGUUUUAUAUUUUUAAACGGAGUACAGUUGAUCUCAAUUAAUGGUUAUCACAAAAAAGCUAAACAUUGUCAUUAUUUAAUUAGAACAUUUAUUUCUUUAAUUCUGUACUUGUCAUGUGCCUCAGCCCAAGUCAUGAUAACUUAGCAAGAAUGACGUGACAUAAACUAUAAACCCUGCCUCGCACUUGUCAUUACGGGUCAUUACCACCGAGGUCCAGAUGGUUGCGAACUCCCUCUUAAACUGUUUUCAUGGAGCGAAGUUAUCCCUCUUUCAUGAUGACUUAGCAAAAAUGGCGUGACAUAACUAUAAACCUUGCCUCGUGCUUGCCAUUACCACCGAGGUCGAGAUGGUUGCACAGGAUACAGACUCCCUCUUGAACUGUUUUCUUGAACCGAACUUAUCCCUCCUUCAUGAUGACUUAGCAAGAAUGACGUGAAAUACAACAACAUAUAAACCCUGGCUCGCGCGCUUGCCUUUACUACCGAGGUCGUUCAGGUCAAGAUGAUUGCAAAGGAUACGAAGUCCCUCUUAAACUGUUUUCAUGAGCCGAAGUUAUCUCUUAUCUUUUGGAGACAUUGGAUGUUCCAGUCUCCACUGUACUACUUGAGAGUUGUCGUUGCCUUGAUUUACUCCUUUAUUCGAUCCCACUUUGUUGCGAUUCCCCGCGACCAAGACGUCAUCGAGAUAGUUGAAAACUGCUCACUUGGAAUGCUGGUAAGAAAAAAAACGGAUGGAUAUUUCGAGCUGGAUGUACCAAAAUGUAUGCUGGCUUUCCACAAUGGCGGGUCUUUGCAUUCGUUUAAACUGCAGUACACGAAGGAAAAGGGUCAAGGGAAAAUCGUCUCGUUUAUACUGAACGAUGAGCCCAUUUCUGACCAAUGUCAGAGAUAUUCCGUCGUUUCUUGCUAUGUUGUGUUUUCCCUUCACACGAAAUGCCACGUGUUUGGAAACAUGUUAACGCAUCGGAUCAUCGACGACAAAUUGACCAUGUUGAGUGCAUCGGCGUUGACCACUAUCCCACUCCACAACGCAUUGGUAUUGUCUGACAUUAGCCCUCUGACCGGAAUCACGACGCCAAAGUACUUAUUUACCGAAUACUACUUCAAACCAACAAGGGAGAGUUUUGUUGAGGAGUCCAUGAACAUGACCGUGUUCAAACGACACCCAGACCUUGAGAUGAUGCACCAAUCGCCCUCCCCCUACGUCACGUUCCUGUUCAAUGCACGAAGGGCAAUGUUCCAAGUUCUGCAGAAGUACAGCGUUCCCAGAGAUUUGUGGGAAGCCCUGUUUAACGUGAUUGUAGUGCACGCCACGGACCAUGAUGGUAUUUGGGGAAGUAUUCAGAAUUUCCGCUACAACUCUAAUCCGUGUGUAACGCAUUGUUCCUUCUUUGACAACUACGGAACGUUUUUUAGGAAUUUCAUGUUCACAGCUCCAAUUUUAAACCCCAUCUCGACAAAUAAGCUCAAAGAUUUAGACACGCCCUUUUACAAAGACCUUUAUGUAGUGCUACGCAAAGUGGAUCGGAGAAUGGCAGACCUGAUGACAGCGAGCAUCAUGUACUGAAUGACCCUCUAUUAACUGUGCCUA
Messenger RNA from Exaiptasia diaphana, 3694 nucleotides. RefSeq names its product receptor-type tyrosine-protein kinase FLT3-like. Lineage: Eukaryota; Metazoa; Cnidaria; Anthozoa; Actiniaria; Aiptasiidae. The record is from RefSeq and is a predicted model, not a curated record. Gene Ontology annotation, biological process: multicellular organism development; protein phosphorylation; positive regulation of kinase activity. The transcript has 10 exons. The coding region runs from base 254 to 1747 and encodes 497 amino acids. Gene Ontology annotation, molecular function: ATP binding; transmembrane receptor protein tyrosine kinase activity. Gene Ontology annotation, cellular component: signaling receptor complex.